Molecule: messenger RNA, 1200 nt
Organism: Aspergillus ibericus CBS 121593
Lineage: Eukaryota; Fungi; Ascomycota; Eurotiomycetes; Eurotiales; Aspergillaceae
Exons: 4
Coding region: 1-1200 (399 amino acids)
Source: RefSeq, a predicted model, not a curated record
AUGGAUGGAUCCCACGGACAUCACCACCAUGGCAAUGGCACAUUGGGCAACUCAACGAGCGCGAAUCCCAAGCCCGCCUCGUCGAUUAACUAUGGGCCCGAGUUACUGGCCGCCGUGUGGACCAUGAGCGCAUUGUCCAUCGUGGUGGUGGCGCUCCGCUCCGUCGGCAAUGCCAAGUUUGGGAACUUUCAGAUCAGUGAUCUCGUCACCUUGUUCGCGUUGAUCCUGCUCUUCAUCGCUGCCGUCCUCUCGAAUGUCGCGGUGGACUAUGGAUACGGACAGACUGGCAGCGCGCUGGAGCUACACCGCGAAAUGAAUUCGCUCAAGUACUCCACCAUUAGCCAGGCUGUCAUAACCCUAGCAGCCACCGCCGGUCGUCUCGCAUUCAUCAUCUACCUCAUCGAGCUGCUCGCCGCGCGCAAAUUACACCGGAUCAUUCUCUGGGUGCUAGUACCAUGCCAGAUAAUCGUCAACGUGAUCAGCGUAUUCCUGCUCUUCUUCCAAUGCACGACGCACGUCAACAAGCUCUUCAACCCCAGUCAAAGCAACUCCUGCAUGUCAUUAGACGUGCAAAUCGACUACGCCUACUUCCAAGGAUCAUUCAACUCCGCCUGCGACCUCCUCCUCGCCGUCUUCCCCAUAUACAUCUUCUGGCGCUUCAACUGGACCCUCAAAGUCAAGCUGGUCCUAGUCUCUCUCCUAAGCCUAGGCGUCGUCGCAAUGGCCGCCUCCCUCGUCAAAACCCUCGAAUACCCCAGCAUCGUGGCCUCCACGAACCCGCGCAUCAACCGAGUCACCCUCCUCCGAUGGAUGUUCAUCGAAGCAGGCGUGGUGCUCAUCACCGCCUCAAUCCCCUGUAUCCGUCCGCUGAUCGUGCACUUCAUCAAGAAACUUACCCACCGGGCCCAAACCCAACACCAGAAAAUGCCCAACCCAGAGACUACACAAACCACAUCCCUAAACGUGAGUCAACUAACCCAAGAUUGGAAAUCACGAUGGAUCAUGCCAUACAUGCAACAGCAAAACGGAUCAGGGGAUGAUUUGGAACGACAUAUUCUGGCGAAUAUCACGACGCAUAUAUUUGCGGGGGAUCGGGAGUUUUUGGAUAGGAAUAUACCCGGGAUUGUGAGGAAGGUGGAGGUGGAGGUUACGGUGGUGGGGGAUGAGAUUCCGUUGAGGGAGGUGGGGGGGGAUACCUAG